Capronia coronata CBS 617.96 is the source of this 2229-nucleotide messenger RNA. RefSeq lists its product as uncharacterized. Gene Ontology annotation, biological process: regulation of DNA-templated transcription. The transcript has 6 exons. NCBI's taxonomy places the organism in Eukaryota, Fungi, Ascomycota, Eurotiomycetes, Chaetothyriales, Herpotrichiellaceae. Gene Ontology annotation, cellular component: nucleus. The record is from RefSeq and is a predicted model, not a curated record. Bases 1 to 2229 code for a protein of 742 amino acids. Gene Ontology annotation, molecular function: zinc ion binding; transcription cis-regulatory region binding; DNA-binding transcription factor activity, RNA polymerase II-specific.
AUGAAUCCUAGCGCUUCGGUGAGUGAAGAUGCGGCACCGACUUCGGCCCAGGCAAAACAAGCCGCCUGUCUCGAAUGUCGUCGGAGCAAGGUGAAGUGUACACGUGAUAUUGGUGCUGCUGUGUGUCGGAAAUGCCAACAUGCUGGUCUGCAAUGUGUCACGCCUGAAUACCAUGUGGGAAGAUACAAAGGUGUCAAGAAUAAGAGGAGUGGUCUCGAGAAGGCAAUCUACCAGGUCGAACAAGCAUUGAAACGGUCUAAAGCUGGCACCAUAGGUCUCGAUAGGGAAGUUGAGGCAGAUCUCCGCCAAUUGGUGUCAUCUCCUCAGGUGAGUCCGUCACGGCCUCGGCAGUCCAGCUCGGCUCCUCCCGGUGUUGUCGACCAGCAGCCUUUCUCUGAAUUACAGACAAGCCUCGUGGGCAGCGGUAGAGUUGCAACCGUCGAAAGCAGUCAUGAGGUAUCUCCAGCUGAGAUUGGCGAGAAGCCGGAUGAGCUUGCCCUCAACAACGCCGACAAUCCUCUCCAGUUACUUGCCAUGGCUUCGGUGCUGCCUGGCCAAUCGCCCUCCACGACAAUGUCCACUUCCCCUGCUGGAGUCGUUCCGCGACCAAGUGCCACGGACGCCAACCCAGACGACACUGAACUACAACGAUUCUUUACUUUACCGAUGUCGAAGCUGGACAACUCACCUGACCUCGAUCCGAUCGACCUAGGGCUGGUGACCGUGGAGGAGGCCGACUCGCUCUUUGCGUUCUUUUACGAGAGGCUGUCACACACUCGGUGGGGUCUUGACCCAGUCCUUCACACUGCCAGCUUUGUGCGAUCGAGAUCGGCCUUUCUCUUCACGUCCAUUCUUGCCGCAUCCGCCUUGUUUCUACCAAAAGCAGAUGCGUUAUGCAAAAGACUAUCCAACCAUAGAAACCAUCUGGCCCGGUUGGUCAUUGCCAACAGGAAUAGAUCUGUCGAGAUCGUUUUGGCUUUCAUGGUCAAUAUUCCCUGGAUGGUCCCGGCAAAGCAGUGGGCUGAUGAUGAGACAUGUUCGUACUUAUCCAUGGCGCUCACGCUGGCCCUGGAUCUCUGUCUCAACAAAAUAGUCGUGCCCUCUCCCACUAUUCGGCCGGUAGGGUUCUUGGACAGAGUGGCCAAAGCCGAGUGCAUCGACACCGCCAAGGCCUUACAACUUGAUGGAUUUCCCGGUGUCGACCCAUCCUCGGCGUGGGGACGAAGGCUCCUGAGGACUAGAGAGCGAGCAUGGUUGGGUUUGUUCGUUCUCGACCGAGGCAUCUGUCUAGCGAGGGGCCGACCCUAUGCUGUCCCUAUUGGACCAUUGGUGGAAAGCUGUGAUACCUGGCACAUUUCCGACAUUGCAGAUCGAUGGGACGGGAGCGUAAUCUCCGCUGCGGUUUUGAGACGAGACUUGGUUGGCCUAAUUUCCAGCGUCCGCGAGUUCUGUGAUAGUGGCCAAGGGGCAAAUGGUGGCUACACGGCAGUCAAAUUCCUUAAAGACAAGAUUGACCGCUUUUUCGAGCAAUGGUAUGCGGUCUGGUCUCUCCAGAUCACUCAAGGCGACGGCCAGCUGCCACCAUACGUUGAGAUUCUGGUCUCCCACACCAAGUUAUCCACUUAUUGCAACGUCGUCAAUCAUCCAACCGCAUCAAAUGAUGUGAAGCAGUUCUUCCGAGCGGCAGGUCUAGCUUCGGCCAUGAACGUGAUGAGGGCGGCCGUUCAGGGGGAGAAUCGAUUGAAAUCCAUGCCGAACAACACCGUCAUUAUGGUGUCCUUCGCCGCAACCUUUGCUCUUGCAUUGGGCACGACCACCUCUGGAAAUCGAGCAAUCCUGGGCCACAAUGCUCGUGCCCUCAUUGAAGAAACCACACAAGUUCUCGAACGAAUUGGGAGUACGCCAACACAUCGUCAAGGCUUGUCCGUUCUGUUUGCGAAGCAUAUACGUCGACUACUGCAAAGCUCCAUUCUGAAGCCGACCGAAGACCAUCCACGUCAAACACCUGGAGCUCCCGAGCAGGCGCAACCACAAGACCUGAAUCCCGAAUACAGCAAUGCCCGGAGUGGCUCGGCGCAUACCGUGGAUGCAGCCUCAGCCCCUUAUGUCUUUGAUAUGACCGACGAUCAGAUCUUGGAAGCCAUCAACAACGCCAGUACAUCUCAAGAUUUGUUCCAGCUUGACGAGACAAUGUUUCUGGAUUGGUUGGACUGGCCGAACGUCACAUGA